AUGGAAGAACUGUUAAAAAGGGAUGUAUCAGCUACCUAUGUAGGUGAAACAAAGAGAGGGAUGAUACCUCUUUUUAUGGCAGCCAAGCAAGGUUAUCGUGGAACAGUUUCAAAGAUUCUCUCUUCAUGUCCAGAUUGUUGUGAAAAAGUGGACAAAAAAAGUUUGAAUUCACUUCAUUAUAUGGCUUUUAGAGACUCUGUCUUCCAAUUAUUAGGAAGUUCUGUUUUCAAGCGUGGUGGUUUUGAGAUUGUAUAUGAAUCAGCCAGAAAUCUAAUGGAGUUAGAAGGUGCCUUUGGAAUCAUACCUCAAGAAGCUUAUAAUGCACAGAAUCAUUUUAGGAAACAACAUCAUAAACAGGAGUAUAAGCAAAUCAAAGAUUUGUUGGAAGAAAUUGAGAAUGAUCAAGUGGAAAAGGAACCAAUUCGUCACUUUCACUUACGAAAUGUUUCUAUGGAAAUAUUAGAGGCUACAAGAAAUACUCAUUUAUUAGUGGCAGCACUUAUAGCCACUAUCGCCUUCGCAGUGGCAAUAACUAUUCCUGGUGGUUUGAAGAGUGAAAAAGGUUCAGUGGAAGGCAUCCCCCUUUUGAUUCAUGAGGCAACCUUUAAAGCAUUUGUUGUAACAAAUGCAUUGGCCCUUAUUUUAUCUGUUUCUACCCUCUUUAUCCAUUUUGGGGUUCUGGAUAAUCUAUUAUAUCAAUUUAAAUUUUGGCGUGAAACAGUUUCAUAUAGAACUCAAUCUGUUUCUAGGCUCCUCGGCUAUGCAAUGGCUGCAAUGCGAUAG
Gossypium arboreum is the source of this 783-nucleotide messenger RNA. Its product is annotated as ankyrin repeat-containing protein NPR4-like. Gene Ontology annotation, cellular component: plasma membrane. The record is from RefSeq and is a predicted model, not a curated record. NCBI's taxonomy places the organism in Eukaryota, Viridiplantae, Streptophyta, Magnoliopsida, Malvales, Malvaceae. The transcript has 2 exons. The coding region runs from base 1 to 783 and encodes 260 amino acids. Gene Ontology annotation, molecular function: protein phosphatase regulator activity; protein phosphatase 1 binding.